This is a messenger RNA of Triticum urartu, 2455 nucleotides long. Its product is annotated as jasmonoyl--L-amino acid synthetase GH3.3. Lineage: Eukaryota; Viridiplantae; Streptophyta; Magnoliopsida; Poales; Poaceae. Gene Ontology annotation, molecular function: acid-amino acid ligase activity. The record is from RefSeq and is a predicted model, not a curated record. Gene Ontology annotation, cellular component: cytoplasm.
UCUGUUCCCGUAUUACUACCAGUACCCUUUCGCACACAGAUAAAACCGCGCGUGUAUAUAUGCGCCCGCGCUCGUCGUCUCCUCACUCCUCGCCUCACCGUACUCUCCACUCCGCACCGCGCGCUGCCCCCUGUGCGUCUUCGCGCCUAGGUGUUCGAGCGGCGGCGCAGAAGGACGGAGAGGCGCCUCGUUCCCUGCCGCGCCGUGCUUCGUCCGUUGCCGCGGCCGCCGUCGUCUUCCCGGCCCCGCGGCGGACACCCCGAGCGUCUCGUGGCAGCAGGUUCGGAGCCCGACCGGUGUGGAGAGUGGACUAGCAUCACUGCAUCGGCGGUGACUCGAUUCUGCAAGCAGCGGCAGGAUGUUGGAGAAGAAGGCCGGCGAGUUCAGCGGCGAGAAGGUGAUCGCCGAGUUCGAGCGGCUGACGCGGGACGCCGCCAUUGUGCAGCGGGAGACGCUGCGGCGGAUCCUCGCCGAGAACGGCGACACCGAGUACCUGCGGGGGCUGGGCCUCGCCGGCCGCACCGACGCCGCCAGCUUCAAGCAAUGCGUGCCGCUCGCCACGCACGCCGACCUCGAGCCCUACAUUGAGCGCAUCGUCGACGGCGACGCCACGCCCGUCCUCACCGGCAAGCCCGUCACCUCCAUCUCCCUAAGCUCCGGCACGACGCAGGGGAAGCGCAAGUACCUGCUGUUCAACGAGGAGCUCGUCAAGUCCACCAUGCAGAUAUACCGGACCUCGUACGCCUUCAGGAACAGGGAGUUCCCCGUGGAGGACGGCAAGGCGCUGCAGUUCAUCUACAGCAGCCGGCAGUUCACGACCAAGGGCGGGCUGACGGCCACCACGGCGACCACCAACGUGUACCGCAGCGAGGAGUUCAAGGCGACGAUGCGCGCGGUGCAGUCGCAGUGCUGCAGCCCCGACGAGGUGAUCUUCGGCGCCGACUUCGCGCAGUCGCUCUACUGCCACCUCCUCUGCGGCCUGCUCGCCGCCGGCGAGGUGCAGAUGGUGUCGGCCACCUUCGCGCACAGCGUCGUGCUCGCCUUCCAGACCUUCGAGCGGGUGUGGGAGGAGCUCUGCGCCGACAUCCGCCGCGGCGCCCUCUCGCCGACCCGCGUCACCUCGCCGGCCGUCCGGCAGGCCGUGUCGGCGCUCCUCGCCGGGCCGAACCCGGAGCUCGCCGACGCCGUGGCGCGCAGGUGCGCCGGCCUGAGCAACUGGUACGGGGUGAUCCCGGCGCUGUGGCCCAACGCCAAGUACGUGUACGGCAUCAUGACGGGCUCCAUGGAGCACUACGUGAAGAAGCUCCGGCACUACGCGGGCGGGCUGCCGCUGGUCGCCGCCGAGUACGGCGCGUCCGAGGGGUGGAUCGGCGCCAACGUGGAGCCCGCGGCGCCGCCCGAGUCCGCCACCUUCACCGUGCUCCCCGACAUCGGCUACUUCGAGUUCAUCCCCCUCCGGCCCGGCUGCGCGGCCGCCCCCGGCCCCGACGCCUGCUACGGCGAAUCGGAGCCCGUCGGCCUGACGGACGUCGUCGCCGGCGAGCACUACGAGGUCGUCAUGACCACAUUCGCAGGGCUGUACCGGUACAGGCUGGGCGACGUGGUGCGGGUGGCCGGGUUCCACAACGCGACGCCCAAGCUCAAGUUCGUGUGCCGCCGGAACCUGGCGCUGUCCAUCAACAUCGACAAGAACAGCGAGCAGGACCUGCAGCUGGCCGUGGACGCCGCCGCCGCCAAGUUCCUCGCCGCCGAGAAGCUGGAGGUGGUGGACUACACCAGCCACGCGGACAUGUCGUCGGACCCGGGCCACUACGUGGUCUUCGUCGAGCUCAACGCCGCCGCCGCCGACGCCAGCGCCGACGUUCUGCAGGGGUGCUGCGACGAGCUGGACCGCGCCUUCGCGGACCCCGGCUACGUCGGGUCGCGGCGGUCCCGCGCCAUCGGCCCGCUGGAGCUGCGGGUGCUGCAGCGGGGGACGUUCCACCGGGUGCUCCGCCACUACCUCUCCCUGGGCGCCCCCGUGAGCCAGUUCAAGUCGCCGCGCUGCGUCGCCCGCUCCAACGCCGGCGUCCUCCAGAUCCUCGCCGCCUGCACCGCCAAGGCCUUCUUCAGCGCCGCCUACGACUGACGCAUGCGGUGGUUACAGGGUACAUGCAUCAUGCACGGUUGUCUGGGAAGAGCAGUACAGAGUUGUCCGCAUGCAGGUGAGGUUGUGUCUGUGUGUGAGUGUGUGAGUGACAGUGAUGUUGCAAAGUGUGGCCACCGGCCAAAAGUGUAUGUGUGGUGUGUCUCACGCAUGUGGCAUGUUUGCAAGGUGUAUGUAUCAAAUAUAAACCUGUCGAGUUGUCCGCGCAGCAUCUGCCAGCAUGCACCAUUGGUAACGAAGGCUGGCUAGUAGGAGUAUAUUCGUCUUGGAGAUACUUUCUUGCCAUGUUCGAUCAGAUCCGUCCGACCA